Messenger RNA from Erpetoichthys calabaricus (reedfish), 4624 nucleotides. RefSeq lists its product as uncharacterized. The record is from RefSeq and is a predicted model, not a curated record. Bases 245 to 1078 code for a protein of 277 amino acids. Lineage: Eukaryota; Metazoa; Chordata; Cladistia; Polypteriformes; Polypteridae. The transcript has 8 exons.
GUGAUGAAGACUUCAGCAUCUUCCCGCCCAUCGCGCAGUCGUCGUACGCCGGCAAGCUUCUGUCAGACACGUUAUUUUUCGUUUUUAUUAUUUUGUGUUUUUAAGGCACCCUGCUUCAUACAGCAAAUACGUUAAGGAGCUCAGUUAAAGUCAGUAGGAGUUUUCGUAGAGUGCGUGUCUCACUCGGGGAUGGGAAAAGACGACAUCCACGCUCCGCCUGUCUUGACAACAGCAGCGCCCGAAAAUGAGCUCCGUCACCGAGUUAGCCAAGGAGCAAAAAAAGAAGCUGCAACAGUUCCUUGCUGAUAUUGUGCUUUUGGGAUCAUUGCAGGGCUUUCGUUACUUUCAGCCUUGGUUGCGAGGAAGGGAGGAACUGUUGCUAACUAUAGUUAAUGAAGAUGUGACUUGGCAUUCUUCUGGCGCCCCUUGUACAGCUGCAUCAUCUAUGACAAGCAGCAGCAGCAGCAGCACUGAGGGUGGUCAACUGUUUUUGGGGGAACUAUCUGAUGAGGAACAAGCCUUACUACUCUCAAGCAGGAUUAGUGAAGGGUACCUUCUUCCUGCAUCUCCUAGUGAGCGGGAAAUAGCCAUUCCAGAAGUAAACUGCACUCUUUUCCUUCUGGCUGGCUACGCCAAAUAUGGCCAGCCCUAUGCCUGGAUAAGGUCUAAUCAUGAGCGACUGGUGAAUAUUGGCUGCACUGAUUCAACGGUCAAAGAUACACCUGUCAAGCUCAAGUCAAUUUCUGAAUGGAAAACACAAGGUGUACGAAUUUGGGAUAUGGUGUGGGAACUGGUCACCCUCUGCACCACUCCACCCCCUAUUAAUCCUUUUGCUCUGGACAUGAGAUACAUUGAGUCCUUGCCACUUAGUGAGCGCUUUCUCGUCUCUGGAGCUCUGAUUUGCUUUUUAGAGAGGAUUGUCAUCCACGGUGCCCCAGAAGCUGCUUACUAUAGCCGAAUUAUGGAAGACCUCGAGAGACUCCAUCUGUUUCACAGCCAAACUCUUUGGGACAUACAGCAUCUGAGACCUCAGAUUCAUGAGUUCAGAAAUGAAGAACAAGAGAUGCAAAGAAAUUGAGGGCAGCCGCAUCUAUGUUGGAAUUCUGUGAUAUUUUCUUAACCUGGAGAGACACAUCUGUGGCCUUCUCAGGCAACUACAAAUCAGGCAACUACAAACAGAGCAAGUCCUUGGUAGGGAUUUUUUUAAUGUUUGCCUCCCCUUUUAUCCAAGGCGAUUUAGAAGGUCACAAUAGAGUACAAGUGUUAGCAUGGAAAGUAAAGCCACUUGCUCAGGGUCACACAGUGAGGUAGAUAGAGACAGGGUAUGGACCAACCCUUGUAGUUUAUGCUAUAGUUCAGUCUAUAAACAUGUCAGCUCUAUUAUUCUUAGUUCAUAUUUGGCUGAAACCUUUUUAUCCAACACAACUUAGAAGAACAGGAUACAUUACAUUUAUGCAUGUGGAUUUAAAAGACAGCAAAGCAAAGACGGGUUAAGUGACUCAAGUAGUACCACACAGUGAAGAGAAGUGAAGAAUUGACUCAACAACCUAAAGUCCUGUGCCUUACACAUUAUCCCAAGUGGGUGGCUUGUUCCAGUCUAGUUCUUUUUUAUACCCAUGAUCACCCAAACAAAUUACUUUAUAAAACUGUGAGAACAUUUGUGUCAUAAGACAGAAGUGAAGCAAUUCACUGAGAAAGAUUAAGAAGUUACAAAUAAAGUAAAUGAUAACAACAUGAUAAUAAACUGCUAAUGUUAUUUUAGUCCAUUCUUUCACCUCAUUCACAAGUGAAUUUUACUUCCUCUUGGCACCGGAACUGUAAGCUCAUCAUUGACUAGGGACAUUUGUCAGAAACAUUUGAUUAAGGCAGUUCAUAAUUGUUAGUUAAUGCCAUUUUUGAUUGAAUGACAUUGAAUUUUAAAUAAACGUGGCAACAUAACAGGUGGCAUGUACAGCGAAAGUGCUGGAAAGCAACAUCACAAGCUAAGAGAGUCAGAUCUGCAGCUGGCUAAUGGAGCCCUACUUUAGUUGAGUAGUAGGGUGGCUGUAGUCUCAACGUCCAGGAUGGGGUGUUGGUCUGGCACAUGACGGUAUCCUCACACACAGUCACAUUAAUCUCAUUCUAUCAUGGUUGAGCAAUACACCUACCACACAGGUCAUGAUUAGGAUUUCAUUUUCUUGGCGGUUAAAAUCUUGAAGACUUCUUUUUUGUGGGGAAUGUUUGGUCAAGGAACCUCGUGGUCACAUUUGGUUUUAUGCCCAAUAAGCUGAUAAUUAUUACUGUCUCAACCCGCGAGACCAUUUUGUUUCUUGUAUGGCCGUGUAGUGGCGAUGCUGUUAGGCAAUCUCAUUCACAGCAUAAUGAGUCGAGGGUUAACAUGGAACAUUAAAAAUAAAAAUAAAAAAAACGCACAUGGAUAAAAAUAUAACAUAAUUCUCACAAUUGGUUCCUGCCUUGUGCCCUGUGUUGGCUGGGAUUGGCUCCAGCAGACCCCCGUGACCCUGUGUUUGGAUUCAGCGGGUUGGAAAAUGGAUGGAUGGGUGGAUAAUUCUCACAAAAUAAGUCGCACAAUUACCAGUCAAUCAGAACAAACCUUGCACCUGAUACAAGCACCUGAUAUAUACUUACAGCACCUGAAGGACAGAAAAAAGGUGCUAAGCGAAACGCAAUACAUCUGCCUUUCUUUUAGUUAUAGCGUGCUAUCUAUGGACAUUAAUUAAAAUGCAGUACGCUUUUGCAUAGUAUUUUAAACUGACACGAAAAUCAGCGUACUGUAGUGAAAAAUCAACCGAUCACUUGGUUCAUAUGUUUUUAAUCAGGACACCAUAAAAACGCACCAGAACGAAACAGCUAACUUCCAUACGUAUUGCAUUUCAGCGUUGUUAACACGUUGGAUUGCAUUUAAUUUUGGUACAAAUAACGUUCCAUAUCUGCAGUGCAGGAUUUACGUAUAAAUUACACAAGCUAUAGCUUAGGGCCCCCGCCUUCUUGGGGGCCCCCAAAACAAAUUGUCCGAGUGAGCAAUUGUCAUAUAUACUUAAAUAUACUACAACAUUAUUUGUCCCAAUCAGGCCCGGCCUUAGGCAUAGGCGAAGUAGGCGACCGCCUAGGGCCCCGGUGUCUGGGGGGCCCCGGAUCGACUCCUUGGUCUAAUUUUCACACAUUUCACAGAGCUUCCAGGGGGGCUCUGCCCCCCUCAGGGGGCCCCUGGACCCCCCCUUUUGCCUAGGGCCCCAUAAUACCUAAGACCGGGCCUGCAUAUCUGCGAAGCACCGCACAUCAUUGUCAGUUCAACACAGCGUAUUAAUAAUGCUGGAAAAUCGGAGUAUUUGAGGCAAUGUGACAAGCAGUAAGCCCAAGCCCAAUUACUUUUGUUAGCUAACAACUACUUUGCUGUCAUGUAGUUCUCCCGAAGUCACGAACCAAUGAAGUGUUGUAAAGUUAAUUAAUGUAAGCUUUUCCCACCUACUCUAAAUAAAGCGGAUAUUUUCGUGCAUUGCUCUGCAUUCUCCUCCAAUCCUGUUUUUUUUCGUGUAAUCCUUGCUUUCUUGGCACCACCCUUCUAAUUUCUUUUACCUCUAAGUCUCCAUUGUAAAAAAUGCACGGGGGAUUGUUAAAGAAAUGCUUAAGAAAACGGGUAGUUUAAUUUCACGCGUGCGGGGUUGUACUAUUUGGGGAGGGGUCGCCUCAUUUUCCCUACAAUGGAUACAGCGAAGCGGGAUUAAACUACUUUGUAUUUACUAAACUCAUGUUCAUUUAUUUAUGGGGAUUUGAAAGGUUGUGCACAGCAGCCCAGAAACAUCACUGGCCCAUUGGGAAAUCCUCCGGUGUUCCUGAAUGGUUAAAACUUGUGAGUUGAGAUUUUAAGUUGAGGUUCUCAUCAUAUGCUGGCUACUGGAUAGCAAAUCUGCAACAUCACCACCUGACACAUCUACAGGUACUGUUAUAAAACUAAAGCACAUUUGUGUGUGUCCUCACCAGCGCUUGCCUUUUUUGUGCACAGUCCUAUCUGAAAUGUAUAUUUUUUUUCAACAAUGCGUAGUAGCGCCUAAUUUUGUUGGACAACAGGCAUUUUGCUCCCAGAACUGUUUUUAGUCAAUAAAUAACAAAAACAGGAAAGUAGUUACCAAUUUAUUUGCUAAAUAUAUAAAUAAUAUCAAAUACAAUGUAAUUGUGUGCACAGUCUCAACUUUUAUGGACCCUCCAUGAUAUAUUUUUUUCUGAAAAAAGUGUUUCUGGCCAAUGAAAUAAUUCCAGGAGACAGCUACAAUGUGUAGCUCACUUGAAAGUUUACACAAUUGAACUAAAUGGAAACUGAACCAAAGUACCACAUUUUUCCUUAAUUCAGAACAAAGCAAACUAAAUUCUUCUUCCUCUUCAUCUUUUCUCACUUCUGUGUUGGAUUGAUGUGCCUGAUCAAUCGUCUCCAUUCAGCCUGGUCCUGCACCUCUUCCCCAGUCAGACCCCUUUCCUUCACAUCUUCUUUUACUUUAUCCAUCCACCUUUGCUUUGGUCUCCCUUGCUUUCUUUUACCCUGUACUUAUAUUCCCAUUGCUCUUUUGCCCCCAUAUUCAUUGUCUCUCCUCAUCACAUGUCCAUACAACUUUAAACCACUUUCUUAUAU